Molecule: messenger RNA, 948 nt
Organism: Artibeus jamaicensis (Jamaican fruit-eating bat)
Lineage: Eukaryota; Metazoa; Chordata; Mammalia; Chiroptera; Phyllostomidae
Product: olfactory receptor 50
Exons: 1
Coding region: 10-948 (312 amino acids)
Biological process (GO): G protein-coupled receptor signaling pathway
Cellular component (GO): membrane
Molecular function (GO): olfactory receptor activity; G protein-coupled receptor activity
Source: RefSeq, a predicted model, not a curated record
AAGAAGACCAUGAUGAGGGAGAACCAGAGCUGCGUGUCUGAGUUCCUCCUCCUGGGACUCCCCAUCCAGCCAGCGCAGCAGGGCAUAUUCUUUGCCCUGUUCCUGAGCAUGUACCUGACCACAGUGCUGGGUAACCUGCUCAUCAUCCUGCUCAUCAGGCUGGACUCUCACCUACACACGCCCAUGUACUUCUUCCUCAGCCACUUGGCAUUUACUGACAUCUCUUUUUCAUCAGUCACAGCUCCAAAGAUGCUCAUAAAUAUGCAUACUCAGGAUCAAUCCAUCUCACAUGCUGGAUGCAUUUCCCAGGUAUAUUUCUUUUUAUUUUGGGGUGAUCUUGACAGCCUCCUUCUCACCUCAAUGGCCUAUGACAGGUACGUGGCCAUCUGUCAUCCCCUCCACUAUACCACCAUCAUGAGUCAGAACCUGUGUAUUUUGCUAGUAAUUGUAUCCUGGGUCCAAUCCUGCGCUUCUGCCCUUUUGCAUACCCUUCUCCUGGCCCAUCUCUCUUUCUGUGGGGACAACACUGUCCAGCACUUCUUCUGUGAUCUCUCCACCUUACUUAAGCUGUCCAGCUCAGAUACCACAGUUAAUGAGCUGCUCAUCCUCACUGUGGGGGUGGUGGUGAUUACCCUGCCAUUCAUAUGCAUCCUGGUUUCAUAUGGCAGCAUUGGGGCCACAAUCCUGAAAGUCCCCUCCACCAGAGGCAUCUACAAAGCCUUGUCCACAUGCGGCUCCCACCUCUCUGUGGUGUCUCUGUACUAUGGGACAAUUAUUGGGCUGUACUUUUUUCCUUCACCCAACAGCUCGGACAAGGAUGUCAUUGUGGCUGUGCUAUACACCUUGGUCACUCCCAUGCUAAAUCCCUUUAUCUACAGUCUGAGGAAUCGGGAUAUGAAAGGGGCUCUGGGAAAUAUACUCAGUAGAGGAAUAUGUUCCCCUCGAUGA